Lodderomyces pseudojiufengensis is the source of this 780-nucleotide messenger RNA. RefSeq names its product putative acireductone synthase. The record is from RefSeq and is a predicted model, not a curated record. The transcript has a single exon. The coding region runs from base 1 to 780 and encodes 259 amino acids. NCBI's taxonomy places the organism in Eukaryota, Fungi, Ascomycota, Pichiomycetes, Serinales, Debaryomycetaceae. Gene Ontology annotation, molecular function: magnesium ion binding; acireductone synthase activity.
AUGACAAAUUCACCAAUUAAGUCAGACUCAAUUCACUCAGAUCUCGUUCAUCAAUCUAAAAUAGACACUGUGAUACUAGAUAUAGAAGGAACAAUAUGUCCAAUAACAUUUGUAAAAGAUAAAUUAUUUCCAUAUUUUAUAAAAAAAUUACCAGAAGUUUUAAAUAAAUAUAAUUAUCCAAUAAAUUCAUUGGGUAGUAAUGAUCCAAUAAUAAAUAUACUAGAAAAUUUACCAUCAAAUAUAACAAACUCCUCAGAAUCAAUAUAUGAUUAUUUAAAAAAUUUAGUUGAUAAUGAUAUAAAAGAUCCUGUUUUAAAAUCUUUACAAGGUUUUAUAUGGGAUCAAGGUUAUAAAUCUGGUGAAUUAAAAUCUCCAGUUUAUAAAGAUUCAAUUGAAUUUAUUGAAAAAUUUCCAUCUACUACAAAAAAAAUAUAUAUUUAUUCAUCAGGUAGUAUAAAUGCUCAAAAAUUAUUAUUUGGUCAUGUAGACGUAAAUGGUAAAUCUAAAAAUUUAAAUAAAUACUUAUCUGGUUAUUUUGAUAUUACAACUGCUGGUUAUAAAAAUGAAUAUACUUCAUAUACUAAAAUAUUAAAAGAAAUUGGAAAAUUAAAUAAUCCUAAAACUGUAUUAUUUUUAAGUGAUAAUAUAAAUGAAGUUAAAGCUGCUAUAAAAGCUGAAAUGCAAAGUUAUAUUGUUAUAAGACCUGGGAAUGCUCCAAUACCUAGUGAAGAAAAAAAUGGUUAUAGAACUAUAACUUCAUUAUAUGAAAUAGAUAUAUAA